Triticum aestivum (bread wheat) is the source of this 2457-nucleotide messenger RNA. RefSeq names its product B3 domain-containing protein protein_Os12g40080. Lineage: Eukaryota; Viridiplantae; Streptophyta; Magnoliopsida; Poales; Poaceae. The record is from RefSeq and is a predicted model, not a curated record. The transcript is spliced from 7 exons. Gene Ontology annotation, molecular function: DNA binding. Bases 480 to 2165 code for a protein of 561 amino acids.
GUGCCUCCGCUCUCUCUUCGUCCAGUGCAAAGAAAAAAAAAACUCCACACAAUGCUCCGGCGCUCCACCUCCGUCUUCGGUGCUCCGACUCCGUCCGGCGACUCCUAGGCGCCCCCGCUCCGGUGCUCCACCUCCGCCUUCGCCUGCCUCAACGCCUUAGAGGAUCUGCGAGAGGAGACGCCGCCAAUGCCGAGCUAGGGUUUCGGCCCCUCCACCUGCGCCGCCGCCGUUGGUGACAAAUCCGUCUGCUCCACCCCUCCCCGAUCUACGGCUCCCGUCGUCCGCCUCCGCCUGCUCUCAAUCGAGCCAGUCGCCGCCCCGGAGCUCCGCGUUUGCCGCCUCCGAUAUCCCCCGUCCGCGCCAACGGCGACGAACCCGAGCGGCCGCAACUCCUCCGUCCACUAUCCCCCGAGCAGCCGCACCCCUCCCCAAGCUCUCAACAAGGUUUACCAGGUCGGAGCGCCCGCGAGAGCUGUACCAUGUGGUGGCGGCAUUACCCCCGCAACCACGUGGGCGAUGACAAGACGCAGUUCGUUGCCGUCGCCACCGGUGGUUUCAGGCGCAGCAUGUGCAUACCGUGGGAGGUUGCAAACCAUUUGGGGAGCAUGAUCUCCGAGACCAUCAAACUAGAAGCUCCUAAUGGCAUAUUCCUUAUUGGAGUGUGUAGAAAGACGGGUGAGCUAGUUCUUCGGGCUGGCUGGGAUAAGUUUGUCGCAAUGCAUCACAUAAAAGAAAAUUAUUCUUUUUGGUUUGUGUACCGUGGGAACUCUACCUUUAAGGUUCAUAUAUUCAAUUCUAACGGUCAUGAGAAGGCUACUUCCUGUUCUAAACCACCUUCUGAGAGCUUUGGUGGUGUUCCACCUGCUGCAACUUGCGAUCAUCAUGUGCUGAAUGAACAAGUACCGUCUGUUUCUGGAAAUGUUCAGACCUCAACUGACUCUGGCUAUAGCAUGUUACCUGGCUGCCAUCUAACCAAAGCACAAGAUGAGAAAGUACGUGAACUAGCUUGUACCAUGAGAUCUCAAGUUCCCCUUUAUGUGGCAGUCAUGAACAAAAGCAAUGUCAACUUGAAGGAUUGCUCUGUUAACCUACCGUUAAAGCUUGUGGAACAUUUCAAGGAGGACACAUCUAAAGCUACUAUUCAACUAGAAGCCCCUAAUGACAUGAUAUAUGGUGUUGAAGCUUGCAAGCAUGGUGAUGAUCAAAUAGUCCUUCAAUAUGGGUGGAAUAAUCUUGUAGAUGCUAAUCGCAUACAAGAGAAUGACCUCCUUGUUUUUAUAACCAAGGGUACCAAACGCCUUGAAGUUCGUAUUCUUGGCACAAGUGUUCAUCAGAGAACCUCUUCAUGCUUUGACGUGGGAAAUAUUUCUAGUACUCAAGAAAUUCGUGAAGAUUCACUUGAAAUAACUGAUCCACCCCCUCAUACAGACUACUAUGUGAGUAGUUCUGAUGAUGAUCACAUUAUGGAAGAAGGAUACUAUGUGAGUAGUUCUGAUGAUGAUCACAUUGCGGAAGAAGACUAUGUGAGUAGUUCUGAUGCUGAUCACAUUGUGGAAGAAGGCACUAGAAAAUCAGGUAGGCGGCAGAAGCAGGCACCUAGUCGCUAUGCAAAAGCUCAAAAGGUGGCUUCAACAUCCUCCCCGUCUGCUGCUAAAUCAGGAUAUGAAGCUCACAAGCUGAAUGAGCGAGCAUCUGUGGAGUUUGGGAUCAAUUUGGAACCUCAUAGCUCCACCAGCAAUCUCGAGGGCCCUUCCCAGUAUCCCUACGUUUUAUCUGAAGGAAGGACAAGUCUAAGUAGUGUGGAGAAGGAGAAAGUUGAGGAGAAAGUUCAAGCAAUUCAAUCUGAACUUCCUAUCUUUGUGGUAGUAAUGACUAAAAGCCGGAUUAAUGCCGAUCAAUUGGGCUUCCGCAUGGAAUACGGUGCAAGACAUAUUCCACACUUAGGCAGAAAAAUGGAUCUCAUGCUUCAGGCAGAGGGAGGUACCGAGCAGCGCACCAGAUUGGUGAUAGAUCAGAACGGAAAGAGGUGGAUUCGUCGUGGCUGGCAGCAAUUUGUCACCGAGAAUAAAGUGCGGGAGGGGGAUAUCUGCCUCUUUGAACGGGGAGAGAGCACGAAAAAGCUCAGGAUGACGGUCUAUUUCAUCCGCAAGUCAAGUCAGACAUAGAGGUGUAGCUCAAGCCCUAAUAUGUCUAUGUACUGGUAGUUAAUACGUUGUCCGAAUGGUUCUAACCGUGGUGCCCUGCCAUGACAUGACAGUGAGUUGGUGAGCUUGUUUCUAAUCUGGGAUGGAUUGGAGUCUUGCCUGCCUCUAGUUAGUGGUAUUGUGUCAUGCUCAGAUGCAUAUUGUUUGAGAUUAGGAAGGAUGUCUCCAUCCAGGUGAUAUGAGAACCUUUUCUCCCAUGAGAUAUGAUGUAAACUGUAAACACCAUUAAUUAUGUUACGUGUUGCCUACUUCA